Iphiclides podalirius (scarce swallowtail) is the source of this 900-nucleotide messenger RNA. The record is from the annotation of a GenBank genome assembly. NCBI's taxonomy places the organism in Eukaryota, Metazoa, Arthropoda, Insecta, Lepidoptera, Papilionidae.
AUGGGCAGUCAGCGGUUGUACGCCGUUACCGGUGCCCGUCUCAGCAUCGUCGCGUUCACUACCACUUUCGGUGUCAGCUUGCGCGCCGCCCUUAAAAUGCUGCGUUUUGCCAUUACCCUAAUCCUGACGCUCGCGACGAGCGCGAGGACCGUCCAGGAGAGGCCCAACUACUCGGUCGCCUCAGAAUCGCAGAUCAAGCUCGCCCUCGAGAACAACUACGAGGACACGGGCCCGGGCGCGAAGGGCCGCGAAUACGCGUACAACACCUACAAGACCCUGGAGGAGGCGCUGGUGAGCUACAUCGACGACCCGGACACGAAGCUGCCGGAGAGCGAGAGGAUGAAGGCCCUCAACCGGCUAAUAACCACCCCCAAGGAGUACGAGAGGUACACUGCGCAGCCGAUACGCGAGCUGCCGAAGAGCGUCGCGGACUAUACCGGGUACAGGCAGAUCCCGCAGAUAGCGCCCAUCGUGCUGAAGAAGAACGUCUGGCCGCAGUCGCUGUACUCCGCCCAGCCGAGCACGAAGCUCGGAAGUCACAACCUCGGCUUUUCGACGAGCAGUCUGCACACAGGGGUGCAACAUACCACGCAGCCGGUUUACAAGUUCGAGGGGGCUCCCAUCUCGGACCCAGCGCUCAUUCCCGGCCCCCUCAUUCCCGGAUACUUCCCCUUCCUUGCCAAGGUGAACCACCACCGCGAGUACAACCGGCCGCAGUACUCCACCUACGGAAUAUAUGACAAGUUCACGCCAGAUAACGCUGUCCACGAGUCCACAGUGGGUCCAGUUCGGGGCUACUACAACUUCGUAGAUGCCAGCGGGAACCAGCGCACCAUUCACUACAACGGUGAUGACAAGAGCGGCGCCCAAGCUAUCAAACGGCACCAGGGCAUCAAUCAC